GGUUUGGAUGACACUGAGCAGCUGUCAGAAACGUGCAAAAAAUUCCAAAAGGUAAGGCCUUAAAAUAUUUUACUGGUAAAUAUUACACAGACUUUCAAAAGGACAGAGAAUGACUUGGAAAAUCUUUUUUUUUUUUUUUUCUUGGAGAUGGAGUCUCGCUCUGUCACCCAUGCUGGAGUGCAGUGGCGUGAUCUCAGCUCACCGAAACUCACGCCUCCUGGGUUCAAGCAAUUCUCCUACCUCAGCUUCCAGAGUAGCUGGGAUUACAGGUGUGCGCCACCACACCUGGCUAAUUUUUCUUAAACAAACACUGUCUACAUCUGCCCUAUCAGAGCAAGAGAGAAAGACAAAACACUAGGUUAUGACAAGCAAAGUCACCCACCCACUCUUUAAAAAAAAAAAAAAUUCAGGGCCAGGCAUGGUGGUUCACACCUGUAAUACCAGCACUUUGGGAGGUCGAGGAGGGCGGAUCACGAGGUCAGGAGAUCGAGACUAUCCUGGCUAACACGGUGAAACCCUGUCUCUACUAAAAAUAAAAAAAAUAAAAUUAGCCGGGUGUGGUGGCGGGCGCCUGUAGUCCCAGCUACUCAGGAGACUGAGGCAGGAGAAUGAACCUGGGAGGCGGAGCUUACAGUGAGCCAAGAUCGCGUCACUGCACUCCAGCCUGGGCAAAAGUGCAAGACUCCGUCUCAAAAAAAAAAAGAAUACUAAACACAAUUCAGAAGAGCCACCCAGAGGGAGACAACAAUGUCACAACUACUUGUGCCACACACACAGGCUGUGCUCUUGUCUAUUGGUUCUACUUGACAUCAAAGGGAGGCUAGUUGUUUCAUCAAUGAACCACAGCUGCAGGUGGAUUUCCGCACCAGGAUGAAUGAAGACUCAAACAUCACCUUCCAUUUCCAAGUGUUCUUUGGCCGUUGUGUGGUCAUGAAGCGUGAGAAUGGGGCCUGGAAGCCUGAGAUGAAAUCCAAAAAUAUGCCCUUUCAGAAUGGCAAAGAAUUUGACCUGAGCAUCUUGGUGCUGGACAAUAAGUACCAGGUAAUGGUCGAUGGCCAAUGCUUUUAGAGCUUUGACCAUCGAAUCCCGCCUGAGUCUGUGAAGAUGGUGCAAGUGUGGAGAGAUGUCUCCCUGACCAAAGUGAGUGCCUGCAAUUGAGGGUGAUAACCAGACUUCCUGUUGACAAAGGAAUCCGUUUCUGUGUGACCAUGGGAUUCCCAGAGCCAGCUAACAGCAUAAUUCCUCCUGACUUCAACCCUUACUCUUGCUCAUUAAAACUUUGCCAAACUUAAAACAAACAAAAAACACUGGAUUUUAAAAACACACACGCCCAUGCUUCUUCACAAGGGGAAUAUCUUAUCUGUAAAAUAAAGCCAUAUUCCCACUGGAAAGUCGGUGAUCAUUAAGAAUUUCUAGAUUGCUUAAAUAACAGUACCUUGCAUUUAUGAAGUUCUUUAUGUUUCUCAGGCAGAAUAUUGAUAGCUGAUAAAACUGAUGAGAGUCCAUUAUAUUACCCUCUCUUCCUUGAAUGUUUAAAAUUUCUAGUAAUAAUGCAUUAAAAAGAAAAUUCAUCUCGGAUGGGGAUGUAUUUUCCCAGUUGGUUUAUCUAUCAGUGGAUGAGUUGAAUACCUUUUACUAAUAGAAUAAGAUAGUGUUGGACAAUUCUACUCCAGUUUUUAAUUUUAUUAAUAUAACUACUGAGAAAUCUUGCUCACACAGUAAAAAGGAAGAGAGGAGUUUUGUUAGGUUAACACCACUUAAUUCUUUAAUUUCUGGCCGGGCGUGAUGGCUCAUGCCUGUAAUCCCAGCACUUUGGGAGGCUGAGGCAGGCUAAUCACUUGAGGUCAGGAGUUCAACACCAGCCUGGUCAACAUGGUGAAACCCUGUCUCUACUAAAAAUACAAAAAGACUAUCUGGGCAUGGUGGUACACGCCUGUAACCCCAGCUCCUGGGAAGGCUGAGGCAGGAGAACGACUUAAACCGGGGAGACAGAGGUUGCAAUGAGCCGAGAUUGUGCCACUGCACUCCCGCCUGGGUGACAUAGUGAGACUCCAUCUCAAAAAAAAAUUGUUUUCUUUCAAGUUAUAUUGCAAAAUGUUCAGUUAUCUAUAAUCAGUAUUACUUCUAAUGGUCUACCAUCUCAUAAUUCUUUCAAUUUUAUUGAAAGCUAACGAUCGGGAAUCACUUAACUUUUAAAAGGAUUUAUUAUUCAAUCACUAAAAUCAUCCAGUUUCUCUGUUUGUGAGAAGUAAAUAUAAAAGGUUUCCCAGGACUUACCAGCUAACUAUUAAUUACACCUGUUGCUUUUCCACUCUUGGAGAGAAACAGCUCAAUCUGACAUAUUCAGAAAGGUUUGGGGGAUUAGCAGUGAUUUCAGCACAUCUUUGUCAGUGCAAUAUUUUUAUAAAGUGUUCAAUGCAUAUUUGCCAAAGCCUUGGAUUGCAGAUUUAAUUCAUCCAAUUUCUGGAAAAUGCAGUAAAGUCAAGAUUGAAAUUAUAUAGAGCAAAUAGUCUGUUUCUCAUUACCUAAUUUAAAUAAUACAAUAUAAUGUUUAGCUACAUGUAUGAGUUAUUGGUGAGGUCAGCCGUGUGAUAAUGGGAGUUCUAUUUCUUCAGUAAAUAUGUGUAUGAAUAUGUAAAACUCUAGCAUGAGGCUUUUGGGAAUAUUGAAAAGAUUUUUAAAAUUAUAAUUUUGUUUUACAACAUGAUCAAGUGUUUUACAUGUAUUUAAGAAAACAUUAAAGUAUAUGCUGCUGAAAACUAA
This is a messenger RNA of Pan troglodytes (chimpanzee), 2763 nucleotides long. It is a transcript of the gene CLC, whose product is annotated as Charcot-Leyden crystal galectin. NCBI's taxonomy places the organism in Eukaryota, Metazoa, Chordata, Mammalia, Primates, Hominidae. The record is from RefSeq and is a predicted model, not a curated record. Gene Ontology annotation, molecular function: carbohydrate binding.